Messenger RNA from Prosopis cineraria, 2980 nucleotides. Its product is annotated as pentatricopeptide repeat-containing protein At3g42630. The coding region runs from base 1477 to 2757 and encodes 426 amino acids. NCBI's taxonomy places the organism in Eukaryota, Viridiplantae, Streptophyta, Magnoliopsida, Fabales, Fabaceae. The record is from RefSeq and is a predicted model, not a curated record. Gene Ontology annotation, molecular function: protein binding. The transcript has 4 exons.
UCUUCAAAACCCCCUCUCUUCCCUCAUUUCUAACCCUUUUCCACCGCGGCUCUCCCUCACUUCAGAUUAGCAGACUUCGGAGUUCAGUUUGGAGUUCAGACAGUUCGCGACUUCGCGUCUUUAGUCUUCGCGAUUCUAGAGCUCCGAGCCUCGGACCGCGAGUCCGUCAUUCCUCCGUCGUUUGCCUCCCCAUUCCCCAAUCGACUUCUCGCCUCUCGGCAUUUCCUUCGACUUCGAGGUUCAAGGUUACAAACAUGCCAUGGGUGGAGAGAGUACCUCUUAUUUUUACUCCAGAGUCUGAUCUGAUGGUCUAAGCCUGACAUAUCCGUCCAUUAAUGUGUUAUCAGAUAGGGGAUUUGCCUAUCGCUUCAGCCUGAGUAUUUUGCUUGAUGGGGUAUCUCAGGGUGAUUAGUGACAAAGUUUGAUCCAUAUAAUGCAUGGAAGACAGUUGGUAUUGGUGUUAACUACUGAUUGUAAGAGAGUGAUACAUUUUAAGGAGGCAACGUGAAUUAUUGAAGGGCACCAACAGAUAUUCUCAUCAAGGUUUUCUGCCGGACAAUGAUCUUUUCUUCAAUGAUAGGAGUUACCUAGAGUGUUCUUCAUUAAUGGUGGCAUAAAGUUACAAUGAUAUGGCUGAAUUGCUUAUUAUUAUGUUAGGGUAAAGAUAGAGGAAUGCAAUGAAGAAAAACUCAAAUUAUGUAUGUAAGCGGAUUUUUUUUUUUAAUAUGGAAAGUAAAAUGGAAAAGAAAAGAGAACAAAAAAUCAGUAUAAAAAUAAUACUACCUCUAUCCCAAAUUACAAGACAUUUUUGGGGCAGAUUUAGCGUCCCAAAAUGUAAAACACUUUGGUAAAAAUAAAGUUUCAUUAAUGAUGUUUCUUUUUCAAUAUUAUCCUUUUUAUAUUUUCUCUCCUUUUAAUAUUCUUUUACAAAUGGAGUAUGAAAUGGAUGGUAUUUUUAAAAUUUUAUGUUUUUGUUUUAAAAAAGUAAGGUUGUAAAGUAUAUUUAAUGAGCUUUAUUGCUAUGUGUGAUUUUAUCUAAAAGUGUCUUAUAAUUUGGAACAGAGGGAGUAUUUGAUAUACAUAAAAAAGGGAUAAACAUUUUGAAAUAACAUUUGAUGAGAUAAAAAUUGAAGAAAAAUGAACAUAUAUUUUUUAUUUUUGAGGGGGCGCUUAGAAAACUCAUAAAAGAAACAAUAGAAGAACGAACCUAGAGAAGAAUUGGAUUUCAGAUUUUCUAAAAUUUUCAGUCUGGGAACAAAGUUGAGGAGUGGAGACAUGAAGGUUGUUGAUGAUUUUGUUUAGGGAAGAAGAGAGUAAUAAAGGUCAAGCCUUGUCAUUUUAGAAAUGAAGGAACACAAAUUUAUCCAAAUAAAAUCACAUACUUUUAUUUUUUGGAAGAAAAAGAAAAAUGCAAGAAUCUGAGCCACUAUUAACUGGACAGGCAAAAAAUAUCAGCCAUUCUAUCCUUUCCAAGUAAUGGAAGUGAAGUCUUUUCUCACCUCUUCGUGCCCCAUCUACCCCAUCUCAUCUGCAAAAUCAAGUCGUUCACUGGUUUCCUCUCUUAAGAAUGAUUCCGAGAGUUCUCCAGAGCGCAAGGAGAUGAUCUGGCGGCGGAAGCAACCAGGUCGUUUUAGGAGUAGGGAUGGCAAUGUAGAUUGCCCUUCUUUGCGGGAAAAGUCAAGUAGGAAAAGAAUGUCUCAGCAACCUGAAGGGCUUUCACAUGAAAUGGCCGUGGAUGGUUUUCUGCCUAAAUUGCCUACUCUAUGUGCAUUAAUGCUUUAUUAUGCAGAUAAUGGCCUCUUUCCUCAAGCACAGGCUAUAUGGAGCCAACUCAUAAAUAGUUCUUUUGUGCCUAGUCUUCAAUUAAUUUCAAAAUUAUUUGAUGCCUAUGGGAAACAUGAGCGUUUUGAUGAAGUGAUGAAGGUACUGCAAUAUACGAAUUCAAGGAAAUUCGAGAUACUACCAGAUGUUUACUCAUUGGCUAUCACUUGCUUUGGAAAAGGAGGCCAACUGAAACUGAUGGACGAUACAUUGAAGGAAAUGGUUUCAAGGGGCUUCUAUAUUGGUGCUUUGACUGGUAAUACCUUUCUUAAGUACUAUAGUAUUUUUGGUUCUUUGGAACAGAUGGAAAAUGUAUAUGGCCGCCUUAAGAGAUCUAGAAUUUUAAUAGAGAAGGAAGCAAUCAGGUCAAUGGCCUUAGCAUAUAUGAAGGAGAAGAAGUUCUACGAAUUGGGUGAGUUCGUGAGAGAUGUUGGUCUUGGCAGGAAGAAUGAGGGGAACCUUUUAUGGAACCUUCUGUUACUUUCAUAUGCCGCUAAUUUUAAAAUGAAAAGCUUGCAGAGAGAAUUUUUGAGAAUGAUUGAAGCUGGAUUCUGCCCUGAUGUGACAACUUUUAAUAUUCGUGCUCUAGCUUUUUCAAGAAUGCAAUUAUUCUGGGACCUCCAUCUUAGUAUUGAGCAUAUGAUGCAUGAAAAUGUCGUUCCUGAUCUCGUGACUUAUGGCUGUGUUGUUGAUGCAUACUUGGAUAGAAGAAUUGGAAAAAACUUGGACUUUGCUCUGAAUAAAAUGAACCCAGAUGAUUAUCCCCAGGUAUCAACCGAUCCAUUUGUGUUCGAGGCCUUGGGUAAAGGGGACUUUCACUUGAGCUCAGAAGCAUUUCUGGAAUUCAAGACACAAAGGCAAUGGACUUACAGGGAUCUGAUAUUAAAAUAUCUUAGGAAACACUUUAGAAGAAAUCAGAUAUUUUGGAACUACUGACUAAUCAGCAAAAUGAUUGUGCCUGUUUGUCUAUGUAUUAUAACUUCGCGUUGCUAGUAUUCUUCUUCCGUCUUUUGUAGGGCAACCUGGGAUCCGGAGCCAUUUAUUUAUUGAACAAAAUGAAGUACGGUGGGUAAUUGUCUCUCUAGGAUAUCUUUACUGUGUUUUGGGAAGAAACGCCCCUAAUUAAUGAAAAGGGUCCCUCUUUCCAGAUUUUGCAAAA